Messenger RNA from Hypanus sabinus (Atlantic stingray), 5387 nucleotides. RefSeq names its product eyes absent homolog 3-like. Bases 783 to 2597 code for a protein of 604 amino acids. The transcript has 19 exons. Lineage: Eukaryota; Metazoa; Chordata; Chondrichthyes; Myliobatiformes; Dasyatidae. Gene Ontology annotation, cellular component: nucleus. Gene Ontology annotation, biological process: positive regulation of DNA repair; multicellular organism development; cell differentiation. The record is from RefSeq and is a predicted model, not a curated record. Gene Ontology annotation, molecular function: protein tyrosine phosphatase activity.
GGAACAAGGAGUGCAUAGGAAGGUUUUAGUUGGGAGGGGGUAGGGAAAUAGCUUGGGCAUUGUGGAAAAGGGGCUCUUAAGGAUUCAGUUGUCUGUCUGCCUGCCGCUGAGUUUUCCCUUGGCGGGAAGGUACUCGGUUUGAACGACGACGGGCCUCCCCUUCCCCUCGUGCGGAGGACCAACCGGAUAUCCCGGCUUGCAGCGCGACGCUAGCAUGGCGGCCAGCGACGUUCAACCACUGAGGCAAACGGCGGGAUGAGGUUGGAACCAAGGGUAGAUUGUCUUCGUGUUCGCCUCCUCGGACUCCAGCCCCCCCGCGCGGCUCAGCUCUUCCCGCCUCCCCUCCUUCCGCGCGAUCGCCGAGGCGCUGAGCGCGGCCGGAGAGCGUCUUCGCGUCCGUCUGGCUGAGCAGGCUCGAUGGGGCAGUGAGGACACGGGCCGCGAGUGUGCCCCUGCCAAAUAGUGAGUGCCCACGGCCGCCAAGGCCAGGACGGGGCGUCGCGCUUGCGCACUAGCUGCCAAGCGGCACUUCCUGCUAAAUCGUGAGCCACUCCACAGCGACUGGGAAUAAAGCUGUCUCCUGCCGCCCAUCAACAUUUUUAUAAUUAAGAAAACUUUGAUUAAUGAGUUUCCCGCCCUUGCUUGCUCUUAACGUGAAUACUGAUAAUCUGUGAUGACAAUAUAUAAGGCUCGUAAUUUUCUGACAAACCUCAUCUUUGAAGAUAAAGUCGUGUCACUGUCUUGAGCUGUCAAGGGGAGGAAAACACAGGUGCUCAACUUUAAUGGAAGGUCCACGGGGCUCACAGGAACAGCCUGUAAAAAAAAUACGCCAUGAUUUGGACACAACAGAUGAGCAAAGAUUAAGAUCUAGGGAACUGCAGAACUUUAUGAGUCUGCCAAAUCAAACCAAUAGAAACGAUAAGCAAAAGUUUGAGGAUGGUAGUCAAGCUGUUAAUUUAACCGUGCUGAAUGAAGCGGAAGUUAAAAGUGAAGUGGUUCAAGGCAAUGAAUCUGAGGCUGCAACAGAAGUCAGAUCUGCUGAUGCAUAUCCAGGCUCAGUUAUAACUUGCACGGGUUAUAAUCCUCGGGUACCAAAUCAAGACAGUGCCCUGUUAUUUCCUACGAAGCCAUAUCCACACCUUUUCUCUCCACCAAUAGUGCAAGCUUCUUACAUAGGAGAGGCACGGUAUUCAGCAAUGCAGCAGUCAGCAUCUUACCCUGCAUAUUCCCAGUCAAGUCAGCCUUACGGACUACCUCCAUUUGAUGCAUUGUGGCCUGGUGUGAAAACAGAAGAUGGAUCACACAGUCACCCGGGAUACCUCAGUUACAGUACAGGAUUUAGCUCAGACCAAACCAGUCCAGCAUACUAUACAUACCCUGUUCAAGGUGCAGGAUUCCCAAGAACUAGUAUUUAUUCUGGUGGCGCUGUCGUUGCCAAUGUAGCAACUCCCAGCAGUUCUAAUCAGGAGUACCAUUCCUACACAUCCCUUGGGCAAAACCAAUAUGUGCCAUAUUUUCAGAGUUCAAAUUACGCGUCAACCGUGACUUCAAACCCUCAACCUGCCAGCACCACAACUGUCACUUACCAACUGCAAAAAACAGAAGCAGAGGUUUCUAAUUCCAAAGAUGAAAGUUUUCAAUCAGGAGUUUCUGCUGCAGAGCAAACUCUGUCAACCACAGUAAUAAAGGAGCUUAAAGAACAAUCCCAAAAAAUUCCAAGCGGGAAGUCCCGGGGGAAAGGAAAGAAAAGCUGUUCAUCCCCACCACCUGAUAAUAAACUGGAGCGUGUGUUUGUUUGGGAUUUGGAUGAAACCAUUAUCGUCUUUCAUUCGUUGCUAACUGGGUCAUAUGCACAAAGAUUUGGAAAGGAUCCUGCAUCGGCUCUGACCUUAGGGUUGCGGAUGGAGGAAAUGAUCUUCAAUCUUGCUGACACUCACUUAUUCUUCAACGAUUUAGAGGAGUGUGACCAAGUUCACGUGGAGGACGUUGCGGCUGAUGACAACGGACAAGAUUUAACGAACUAUGACUUUGCUGCUGAUGGUUUCCAUGGAUCAGUGCCUGGCUCGAGCCACUCCUCAGGAGGUAUUGGUCAGGGAGGCGUUGAUUGGAUGAGAAAGCUGGCCUUUCGAUAUCGACAAGUGAAGAAAAUUUACAACACCUACAAUACAAACGUUGAAGAACUCCUCAACCCAGCCAAGAGGGAUUCAUUACAACAAUUAAAAGCAGAUGUAGAAGCUUUGACAGACUCCUGGCUAGCAACUGCAUUGAAAUCAUUAACGUUAAUUCAAUCAAGAAGAAAUUGCAUUAAUAUCCUGGUCACCACAACGCAACUGAUUCCAGCUCUGGCUAAAGUUUUGCUGUAUGGAUUAGGUGAGAUCUUCCCUAUUGAAAACAUCUACAGCGCCACGAAAAUAGGUAAAGAAAGCUGUUUUGAACGUAUUGUGUCCAGAUUUGGAAAGAAAGUUACAUACGUCGUCAUUGGAGAUGGUCGGGAUGAGGAGUACGCAGCAAAACAGCACAACAUGCCAUUUUGGAGAAUUUUGAAUCAUGGUGACCUGAUGUCAUUGCAUCAAGCUCUGGAAUUGGACUAUCUGUGAACAACUGGAAAGGAACACAAAUCUGAACUACUGCUACAAAUGGCUUGCAUCUUGCUUCAGUGUGGACCACUAACUUUGUUGAUAACGUGUCUUGUCAACCAUGGACAAAACGUUGAGGACAUUGAGCAGCCCAGCUACCUGAGUGAUCUGCUUAUUAACGUUGGACAUUGACUUAAGAAUAGACAUGCACAGGUUGCAAGAGCUUUAUAGAGUGAAAUUACCACCUUUGUUUUUUUUUUAAAUUUUAAAUCUAUCCAAAUCUUUUGAAUUGGACCUUUAAAAUAAGGCCAUAAUCUUGUGUUGAAUUUUUAGUCAAGCCAGUGUCUGUUCCUUUUUAAAUGCACUGAAAUCUUUGCUGUUAUUAAUAAGGAGAGUUUGUGCAAGACAUUCUUUGGAAAUCUUGCUGUGUAAAUGUUCCUGAACAUCUUUUCUUCAGCAUUAUCCGAUCCAGCAGUGUUAUUAUAGGGAAACUGGCUGCAGAAAUGCAUUGGAGAUUUUUUUUUGUGUGGAAAAUUUGAAUGAGCAGGCCUAUCUACAUUUAAAAAAAAACUUCAUUUUAGUUGAUGUCUUUUUAAUUCUAUUAGAGUUUUUAAUAAAUACCUUAUUUCUGAAUGCUCCCAUGCUGAUGCAGGGCACAGCAUGAAAUAGAACCUCGAACUCAGCCGCCAAUCUUCCUUUUUUAACACUGCUCGGUGACCUAGAGGAUGGAGAUGAGAGCCUCGGCUAAAACCGUAGAAAGGAGGAAAUGAUUCAGGUUGAGGACCUUUUAUCAAAACUGGAAAAUGGAACUGACUUGAAGCAGGAAAUGUUUGGGUUGGGGGGGGGGAUGGUAGUGUUGGGGAAGAAGGUGUGUUGCAAAGAUGUGGAGGAAUAACGGAGGUGUGUGUUAGGAAUGGAAUAGGAGGUGACGUGACAAAGGGGAAUAACGGUACGAGAAAUAUGCCGAUUAACAGUGCAUGUUCUUCUCCCAUUUCCCUCACAGCUUCAUUCUGUCCUCUUUAGUGUCAACAGAAUCACUAUAUUAGUGAUUUAUUUUUGCUGUUAGCAGCUCCGGUCAGAUUGUUCAGGCAUAUUUUUAUGAUAUUACAAGCAGACUUUGCUACUUUCCCUUUUUUUUAGUCUACUGUCACCCAGAAAAUACCUGACUUGAACAACGUGGAUAUCUGAGAUGCUGAUAAAAAGUGUAUUAGUCCAUCCCUGAGUAAAUAAAGCAACACAAAAAAAAAUAGUUGGCUGGUCCCAAUGCUGUUUAUUUAAAAUAUUUAUUAACUUUCGAAUGAAAGUGGAAUGUUAAAUUAGUUUUCAUUCUCUUUGAUCAGUGUUUGCCUUGCAUUUUGAAGUUUGCACGAUUCAAAGUACAUUUAUUAUCAAAGACUGUAUAAAUUAUUCAACCUACAGGCUGCCACGAAGUAAGAAACUGGAAAAACCCAAUUUAAAAAAAAGACCAACACCCGAUGCGCAGAAAGGGGGGAAAGAAAACACAAAUCAUGCAAACAAUAAAAGAAAGCAACAGUGUUCUGAACCAAAUUCAUUCCGUAGACCUGGAGCCCCUUGUAGACCCAUGGCUUCGGUGACAGUUCAUCACUCAGCGGGGUAAAUCGCCACAAAUCUCGUGGACACAAAGCACCUAGCAGCUGGAGUAGUCUCAUGGCCUCAGCAUCAUGGCGGAGAGUGGAGUAAACAUUGCGGAAGACUGGGUGAAUCUCGUCUCCGGUCCCGACACCCUGCCUUUUCAGUCUAUCUGGAGCGCACUGCGACCGGGGUUCCGCCGCAGCGAAACGCUCUGGGCCCGUAUCCUGCCGCCCAGCCCCAGGCAGUUCUCAACCCUUCCAAAUCGACUCUGCACUUAGAUCAGUUGUUUCAUUUAGAAUUAAAACCCUUCAAGUUCAGGAAUAAGUACCAGAAAUAUUACAAACGAAGCUCAAUUAUGAUACUUCACCAAGAUAGUGCGUUAAAAUAUCUUGCGUCUUGCCCAAGAUGAAUGUUUUAUAUUCCAACAAAUUGAGUUUAUGUACAACUUACUGACUGCCCGUUUUGUCGCUGGUGUUCAGGGCUUCCUUCAUCAUGUCCAUAGCUUCCUCUCGGUUUUCACUACUGUCGGCCUUAUAAGUCCCAGUUGGAGACUCGGGAGUACCGUCAAACUCAGAUGUAGAAGGAUUCUUCAUCGCUAUUUCCGUAACGAUUUUGUUUUACCCGUCAGGGUUAGCCCUGAGCUGAAUCUCCAAACCUGGAGAACCUGUGGACCACUCUUAGACUGGCCUCUACCCUUUGACCCUACCAAUUGCCAAAGCAUGAAGCCCUGACUCCAGCCAACGUAGUUGUCCAGGUCAUUGAGGCACGCAGACCAAACCAUGACAAGGUUGCGGUCCUCUUGAAAGUUUACGCACAACACUAAGGCCAAGUUGGUGAACUUGACAAGAGCUGAACACAAACUAUCCAAACUGUGAAGACCAUUUUGCAUUUUCUUCCCCUCUCCCAGAACUCAAAACAAUAGUUCUGAGUGAGAUACAAACAGUAUCAUGACAUCAUUACUAAUGCACUGACCUAAUUCCCUUAAGCUUUCUAUGAUACCAUUGUGAUUUGUAAGCUAAUGUAAUGUGUGCUUUUUUCUGCUUCAUCUCCUUAAUGCCUGUUAUGUUCAUACCAUGAGUACAAACUAUGGCAUUGGUACUUGACUCUCAUACAUACUUCCCCAUAACAAUACUGCUGUGUGAAUUGUUGUGUUCCAAUGGUCGUUGCGGUCCAAUCGACUACUGUAUAUGUAGGUAAUAAAAGUUCAUUUCAAGUCGA